UGUCCGUGCGCGCGCGGCGUUCGCACAAGUGCAAACACGUUCAUCUGUGAUUCACAAAAUGUCGAAACGUAAGCACGAGGAUGAAUCAUGCGAAGAAAAGUGGUUACGGAAAAUGAAAAAAUAUGAGCGUAAAUUGCAAGCAAAACGGUCUAGGCGAAUAAUUUACUCGGACGAUGAAAAUGAUGUGCAAAAUGAAGAACAUCUUCAAGAUGAUCCGGGUUUACCCGUCAACUACGGGGAUUCUGAAGAGAAUCAUGAUUCUUUACUACUGAUUGAUUCAGAGGAAUCGCAACAGAAUAACAACGCAGAUAUUUAUAUUCCGGAAGACAACCCACCUGAAGAGGAGGAUGCGUUCGACCCAACACUUCUUCAGGCCCUAGGUCAUCUAGAACCAGAGACAACCGAAUUCGGCGAAAAUAUUCAAACUGAUUUAGCUAAGCAGUUAGGAAAUAUUUUGCUAUGUGGCCUUAAAAAGGAAAAUAAAGAAGAACUUUUAAAAAAGUAUUUAAUCCCUCAGAAUUUGCCAUUAGCUAAGAGCCCCGAUUUAAAUCCUGAAAUAGGAGGUAUGCUGGCGGAAGUAUGCAAAUCACGUGAUAAGAGAUUACUAGCUAAGCAAAACCAACUUGGCAAAUCUUUGUCGGCAUUAGGCAAGGCCAUAACAGGACUGUUAAAAAAGGACCCAGAUGUACCCGAUAUCAUCCGUACGUUGAAUGAUGCAGCCAAACUAUUAGCUGACUCUCACUUCACCGAGACAGAUACCCGACGUACGGUUAUUAUCCCGUUAAUUGAUAAAUCCUUAGCGGAGCCUUUCAAGGAAAGAAAAAGAGACCAGCUCUUAUUCGGAGAGAACUUAGGAGAUCUAGUCAAGAACUCCAGAGGAAUAAAGCGAACUAGUCAAAUGAUUCAAGCAUCUGCUAGCACCUCAGCCUCGAAUUUAAACGGGAGAGGCCCAUCGAACCGAGCGCGGCAGCAACGAGUCACCGCAACCUACCAGUACCGGACCGGUGGGCCGAGACCAACACCGUCAUACCCCAGCCGCCGACGAGGAUUCCCGCCACCUCCACCUCCACCGCAGCGAUUCAUUCGUCGUCAGCCUCCACCGCCGCCGCCACCGCGUCGGCAACCCCCAGUAGCCGCACAUCGGCCCUCGUUCAACCGGUCAGCGUAGCUCAUCAGGUCGACGCACCCGUUGCACCGACACCUUUCCCUGGCAGCGUGUGUGUUAUCCGGGAAGGUUUCCGUAAACAAUUAAUACCAGAGUCGGCUCUGGACGUCAUGGUUGCCUCAAUAGCAAAAAAUACUAUUACUCAGUAUACGUCUAGUUUAACACGAUGGUGGGAGUAUUGUACAAAAAAUGGAAUAGAUUUUUUUGAUGUUAACAUUAAUUCUUUGAUAGGAUUUCUCUCUCAAUGUUUU
Messenger RNA from Ostrinia furnacalis (Asian corn borer), 1416 nucleotides. RefSeq lists its product as uncharacterized. The coding region runs from base 59 to 1168 and encodes 369 amino acids. The transcript has 3 exons. Lineage: Eukaryota; Metazoa; Arthropoda; Insecta; Lepidoptera; Crambidae. The record is from RefSeq and is a predicted model, not a curated record.